AUGAGCAGCUACUUGGCAGAAGACACGGAGGAUCCGGGCGACGUGGAGGGGCUGGCGUAUGCCGGCGCGGGAGACGACUAUUCUGACGGCCGCACACCGUUGGAUAAGACUAUAGAUCGAAUUGGAAUGGGGUCGUACCAGUGGACGCUCCUGUCAUUGUGCGGGUUCGGUUGGCUGGCGGAUAAUAUGUGGAUACAAGCGAUGGCGAUCGUGCUGCCCCGCGUUCAACAGCAUUUCUCAGUCCGUGACAAUUACAUCGGCACUCUUUCAUCUUCUAUGUUUGCUGGGAUGAUGUUCGGCGCUAUUGGUUGGGGGACAUGUUCGGACCUUAUGGGCCGCACAACGGCGUUCAAUGCGACGUUAUUUCUCACCUCUGUAUUUGGCGUGUUCGCGUCCUUCGCGAAUUCGUUCGUCUGGUUGUGCAUAGCACUGUUCUUCCUUGGCAGUGCUGUUGGGGGUUCAAUGCCCACAGAUGGCACGCUUCUGCUGGAGCAUAUGCCGAAUGGCAAACAGUACCUCGUCACCGCCCUCUCCGUCUUUUUCUCCUUCGGUGCGGUUCUCGCGGCCGUUGUAGGCCUGCUGGUCAUUCCGAGCCACUCUUGCCCACCAGCGCCGGCGCCCUGCGACGUCGCAACACAAAAUAUGGGGUGGAAAUACCUCUUAAUCGCUCUUGGUAUCAUUACGCUUUCGAUGUUCUUUGCGCGCAUCGUGUUCUUCCGGCUGCAUGAGUCGCCCCGCUUUCUGGUGCACGCGGGUCGUCCGCAGGAAGCGAUAGAAUCCCUGCAGCUCAUCUCGAGAUUCAAUGGCUCAGAGCUGUCUCUGGGCCUCGAUGAUGUGCGGGACCACCACCAUGCACCUGUCCUGGGCGAUGAUAUCCCAGCCGCCUCUGACGUCCGCCCUAACCGCGAGCGAGACGAGACGGGGCUGACAGAAGAGUCUGCUCCACUUAUAUUCGGUGCCGACGCCGGCGGAGCGAUAGACGGACCACACGAUGAUGCGAAUAUCACGCGCCCAUCAUUGUCCUCGGUGCGCAGCCAUGACGUCCUGCGUGAAUCUCCCGAAUCCGAGUCGAAAAAUUACUGCUCCACCGGGGAGUCCAGCACCACACUGGACGCGCACGCAGGUGCGCGGCAUCAUCGCCCGGUGUCGUUCUACUCUAUCGCCGACCACUCUGACGAGUUUAAUCACAACCCAAAAGACGUCUCCGAACCACUUGCUUCUCAACCCACGGAUACUCUGCCUGCGCCGGUUUCGCGCCCACGAUCUCGUGCCCGUGCAAGCAGUGCCCAGCGGCGGUCGACUGCGUCGUCCUUAUACGAGGUCAAAUCUAAGGUGUACUGGAAGCUUCCCCGUUUCAUCCGCAAGCCGCUCUUUGCGUGGUUCGACCGCGUCGCGAUGGUGCUCUCGCCCGAGUGGCUUCGGACGACGCUGCUGGUAUGGGUGGCGUGGUGGGCGAUGUCAUUAGCGUACACGAUGUUCAACGUGUUCUUGCCGAAACUUCUGGAGGGGCGGUCACGAUCCGGGCUCCCGGGCUCCGCGCCGAGGAGCCUGGAGGAUAGCCUCUGGGACGUGGUGAUCUACGCGCUUGGUGGUUGCCCCGGUGCGAUUCUCGGCGCUUAUCUCAUCGAGUCGCCGCUCGGCCGGCGGUGGUCCCUCGCAGGCAGCACGUUUGUGACCGCGUUUUUCUGCUGGGUCUUCGUGCUCGUCGAGCAGUCGUGGGCCGUGCGCGCCAGCACUGUGGGGAUCAGCCUAAGCGCGACGGCGAUGUGGGCGGUAUUGUACGGAUGGACGCCCGAAAUCUUUGGGACCAAAGUACGAGGCACCGCAUGCGGGAUUGCGUCCGCACUGUCGCGCAUAGGCGGGAUGAUCGCUCCGAUAGUGGGCGGUACGCUGUUGACGGUCAACGUGUCGUUUCCCGUGUAUGUCAGCAUCGUGAUCUUCCUGCUCGCCGGGGUGUGUGUACUCCUUUUGCGAGAGGAAGAAUGCGAGCGGGGCAGGGAACGAGUUUUCGUGCAUUAG
Molecule: messenger RNA, 2019 nt
Organism: Sparassis crispa
Lineage: Eukaryota; Fungi; Basidiomycota; Agaricomycetes; Polyporales; Sparassidaceae
Product: MFS general substrate transporter
Exons: 14
Coding region: 1-2019 (672 amino acids)
Biological process (GO): transmembrane transport
Cellular component (GO): membrane
Molecular function (GO): transmembrane transporter activity
Source: RefSeq, a predicted model, not a curated record